AUGGCGAUUAGAGGUUUUGUGGUGAUGGUUAUGGUGGCGAUGUUGAUCGUUUCCGCAAUCGCGCAAUCGCCGUCGGCAUCUCCGUCAUUGUCUCCGACUAAAUCGCCGUCUAAGGCUCCGUCGAUUUCUCCGUCUGUCGAGUCGCCGAAAUCCUCUCCUGCUGCUGCGCCUACUCCGGCAUCUUUGCAGUCUCCGCCAUCUCCUCCUGCUGCUUCUCCGUCUCUGUCUCCUUCUCCUUCUCCGUCUCCAUCGUCGAUAUCCUCUCCUCCAGCAGACGCUCCGGCUCCGUCUGGUAACGCCGCCGCUUCGAUCUCUCUCUCGAUGUUCGGAUCUGUGGCCGCUGUGCUGUACGCCAUCGUUUUGAUGAUCUGA
Molecule: messenger RNA, 372 nt
Organism: Cucurbita pepo subsp. pepo (vegetable marrow)
Lineage: Eukaryota; Viridiplantae; Streptophyta; Magnoliopsida; Cucurbitales; Cucurbitaceae
Source: RefSeq, a predicted model, not a curated record